AGAAUCACAGUGAAGAUCGUAGCCUGACCGUGAGCUGGAUACGCGAAGCGUGAAUGAACAGUACUUAACGAGUUACACACAUAUCUGAUCACCUUGAUCUUAAACCUUGUUGACCGUUGAGCCUUCAUCUUUCCCAGUCACAACCGCAAGAAGACGACUCGGUCGAAUCCCGAUUUGAGUCAUGAGCCAGAUAUUGCAUGUGGGCACGUAAAGUGAUGUUCACAGGUGGUUUUGUUAUGGAUGAAGGAUGAGUUCCGCGUUCUUUCGCAGACCUGGUGAUGAAAGUUCCAGCCCCAGCAGUUCUGAAGUCGAAAGUGAAGGCUCAGAGAACAUUGACCACGUGAGCCCACCCGUUGAGAAUGUCGACGACGAGACAGGCGAGCUGGGCACCACGGAAUCAUUUUCGAGCCAUGGGAGCAUUUCGUUUGGAGGUUCUUCUGCUGCCGGUGGUGGUGGUCCCGCAACCUCGUUUGCCGGCGUUGACCACCAUCGAACAAAUUUGAUCGACGCACUCCUCGAGGACUUUGCACGGACUCGAGCAUGCGAGAUGAUGAACAAUGCGAAGCCCGGAUCAAACUACACAAGGUCGUCUCCCGAGAUCGAGGCUUUGGCCAGACAAUUCUAUCGACAAGCCACUCAAUCGCUCGCUCAAACUGGAGUACUCCCAACGACUCUGGUGUCUGAACAAGGUCGUAACAAGGAGCAAAUGCGAGCUACUUACUUGGCCGGAAUUGAAGGUAUAGCGCUCGGCGGAGUGCAGGCAGGUAAACUCAUAUCGUCCAAUGUUGCAGCCACCACAGCCCUGCCUUCUUCCGAAGAGCAACUGGCCGUGACUCGAACUGAACAAGGACCCUCGAAUGCAUUUGGUCAACUACUUGAACAGCCUUUGAGAGACCUCUCGCUCUAUCAAGAUCAAAAUCCAUUCACAAUCCGUCCUUCCAAUUUUAUGCUGUCCAACCAGUCUAUAGAACGUCCUCGCAGCCACUACGAAUCGAGCUUCCAGCAAAUUGGUCUGCUUGGAAAGGGGGGCUUCGGUCGGGUAUACCGCACAUUCAAUGUCUUUGACAAAAAGGAAUACGCAAUCAAGAAGAUUCCUCUCAGCCCUCGCUUGUCACAGCGAUACAAAGAGUCGGGUCAUCAAGAGCUUGAACAUGUUCUGCGUGAAGUCCAGGCACUAGCUCAACUUGAGCACAAUAACGUCGUUCGGUACCAUGCUACAUGGAUCGAAUCCCCAAGACUACCAAGGAUGAUGGACUUGGAUGAGGAGAGGCCCGAGCUUAGAGUUCAUGGCAGACGCCUCAUCGAUAAUGGAACACCUCCUGUCACACAGGGUCAACCUCGAAAAACCUUACCGCGUCGACUGUCGCCGGAUCGAAGCGAUGGCAUUGUCUUUGGUUCUGAUAGUGUCUCGCAAAUCCGCACACUGGAUCAACAGGACGACAAAGAACAACCUCUGUGGUCAAUGAGACAGACAUUUUCCGAUCCGAGCUCAGCACGACCAUCUGAAAUAUUUACUGACGGACAUGCAGAGACAAACGGUCGGCACGACGUCGUAGUGGAUGAAUCAGUCUAUGUCCUACACGUGCAAAUGUCAGUCUAUCCCCUGACGCUUGAGCAAUACCUGACCCCAGCUCCUGAAAACGCCCGAAGCGCACCGAGCAGUCCUAUGCGAAGGCACUGCUUCCAUCUAGUGCCUGCAUUGCGCAUAUUGCUUGGCAUCUUAUGCGGGCUGCAGUACAUCCAUGCAAAGGGACUAGUUCAUCGUGACAUCAAACCCAGCAACAUAUUCAUAUCGAGCUUCGAAAUGGCGACCCCUAAUGGCGGCGUCUCGGGGGGCUACUACGACGUCGGUAGCUGCGUUGCAUGCUCGUUUUCCAGUCGCUACUUUGUGAAUCCACGUAUUGGGGAUUUCGGACUUGUUGCUGAACUGGCUCGAGAUGGUCAGAGGAAAGACCAGCAAAUUGACGGCAAAGCCGACAAAGCGGUGGGUACCGAAUACUAUCGUCCACCACGCUGGACGGAUUCGAAAGAGAAAUGGAAAGCCUCAUCGAACGUCAAUGAGAAACUCGAUGUGUUUGCCCUUGGAGUGGUGCUGGUGGAAAUGCUCUGGCAUUGUACUACCAAAGCCGAACGCAUGGUAGUUCUUGGAAGCCUACAGAAAGGCUUCCUCCCCGCAGGCUUAGCCACGAAAAUUGACAAGGAAGGACAUGACCCAGGUACCGGAGAGCUCGUCUGUCAAUGUAUUGCUGGGAUGAUCAACCGGGAUCCACUGCAGAGAUGGGGCUGUGGGCUGGUGAAAGAACAGGUCGAGGAGAUAUUGAAGCAGUGUCGAGUUUCGCCAAACGAAGAGCACGACGAUGCAAGUACGAGUAUCGAUGCUGGUUAUGGGGUUGAGCUUCAUCAAGUAAGGAGUUUGGAGGCAGAUGCGCCCUCACGGAGGCAGGACUGAAUCUGCACAAAAGCAAGACGGUCAUCAAGCUGUCGAACCCCAAAAUAGUUCCUUUCCUUUGCAACGAAAGGGGCUGGUGUGCUUCACCAAGUGAAGCACGAGCACUGAUACUCCAUACCUACCCUCGAAGGGAAAAGCUGACUGAGAGCAAUUGAUGUCGAAACGCUCUGACCAGCGCCAAUCACACAACCAGUUUGCGGUUCGUAAAUCGCUAGUUUGAAGAAGACAGUGCACCGUGCUGCAACUGAUUCAAAGCCGAGGAGAGAUCAGCAGAUCCUGUGACUGUGACAUGCGGCACAAUCAUUAUUAGCAGACCUGUGAGGCAAUCAGCCAAGAGACGUUAUAGAUGUACAGUAGGAGACGAGCUUUCUGGCGAGCCUCGUUGCGAUAACAUAACAUCA
Exophiala oligosperma is the source of this 2850-nucleotide messenger RNA. RefSeq lists its product as uncharacterized. NCBI's taxonomy places the organism in Eukaryota, Fungi, Ascomycota, Eurotiomycetes, Chaetothyriales, Herpotrichiellaceae. The record is from RefSeq and is a predicted model, not a curated record. Gene Ontology annotation, molecular function: protein kinase activity; ATP binding. Bases 248 to 2449 code for a protein of 733 amino acids. Gene Ontology annotation, biological process: protein phosphorylation. The transcript has a single exon.